Messenger RNA from Prunus mume (Japanese apricot), 1471 nucleotides. Its product is annotated as serine/threonine-protein kinase UCNL. Lineage: Eukaryota; Viridiplantae; Streptophyta; Magnoliopsida; Rosales; Rosaceae. Gene Ontology annotation, biological process: protein phosphorylation. The record is from RefSeq and is a predicted model, not a curated record. Gene Ontology annotation, molecular function: protein kinase activity; ATP binding.
CCCUUCCCCUUCUUUCUCUCUCUCUCUCUCUCUCUCUCUCUCUCUAGAUCCAGCCAUGGACGAGGCACCAUCACCAUCCAACACCUCGCCGGAGCUCAACCUCGAAAACCUCAAAGCCCUCAAGGUCUUAGGGAAGGGAGCCAUGGGCACCGUCUUCUUGGUCCACGACCCGUCGUCCGACCCGUCUGCCCGCUGCCCGUUCGCUCUCAAAGUUGUCGACAAGUCCUCUCUCCGCUCAAAGCUCGACGCCGAGCGCCGCGCCCGCUGGGAAAUCCAGGUCCUGACCCGACUGUCCGACCCGAACCCACACCCAUUUCUGCCUUCCCUCUUGGGGUCAUUCGAAUCCGACGAGUUCAUGGGCUGGGCCGUCCCUUACUGCCCCGGCGGCGACCUCAACGUCCUCCGCUACCGCCAAAACGAUCGCGUUUUCUCCCCCGCCGUGAUCCGGUUUUAUUUGGCCGAGAUAGUCUGCGCGCUCGAGCACCUCCAUUCCAUGGGGAUCGCUUAUCGGGAUUUGAAGCCAGAGAACGUGCUCAUCCAACAGUCCGGUCACGUGACCCUCACGGACUUCGACCUUUCCCGAAGCCUCAAGCACAGAACGGUAAAACCCGACGUCGUUUUGGAGGACGACGCCCCCGACAUUCGUCGUAAACACCGGAGGCACUUGACACGUUGGCUCACGAUUAUAAACGACAAUCACAGCAAGGGGCUGAAGAAGACCAAGUCCGCCCGAGUCAGCCCGGUGAGUCGCCGGAAGCCGAGCUUCUCGGACGGCGAGCGAGCGAACUCAUUUGUCGGGACGGAGGAGUACGUGUCCCCAGAGGUGGUGCGAGGGGAGGGUCACGAGUUUGCUGUGGACUGGUGGGCCCUCGGGAUUCUCACUUACGAGGCGCUCUACGGAACGACGCCAUUCAAGGCCAAGAGCCGGAAGGAGACGUUUCGAAACGUCUUGACGAAAACGCCCGAGUUUAUCGGGAAACGGACGGCGCUAACGGACUUGAUCGAACGGCUGUUGCACAAGGAUCCCACCAAGCGGUUGGGGUACGCCAGAGGCGCGAGCGAGAUCAAGGAGCACGAGUUCUUUCGCGGGGUGAGGUGGGACAUACUAACGGAGGUUACACGGCCGCCGUUUAUUCCGUCUCGGGAGGAUGGGGACUUAACGGAGAAAGCCACGGCUGGGGGAGUGAGCGUGAGGGAUUAUUUUCAAAAGUUGCGGUCUCCGCCGUCGAUGCCGCCGUCACCAGAUUGUCAAUUGACGGAGUUCUGACACACGUGUGAAAGCUUACACGUGUAAGAAAUUAGUAUUAAAAAAAAUUGUGUAGCCUCUGUAUAUAGAAUAACGGUAGACGGCCUGUAACUUUGAGACGCAAUAGACUAUAUAGUUAGCUAGACUUGUACCAUAUACGGAUUCAAAGGGUGUACAACUUUUUAUUUAUUUAUUAUAGUGGAAGGAAUCGAACUUUUGACCUAA